GCCGCCGGAGUCCGGGCACAGACUGCAAAGGUGGCGGCCGAGUCCCCUCGCCUGUAGCCCACCUCGCUCGGCUUCUGCGCUCGACCCGGCCGCCAUGGAGGGACCCCAAGAACCUCUAAGUGGGAAACUCCGGCUCUGCUUCACCCCUGCGGCACGGACCAGCCUCUUACUGCUCCGGCUCAACGACGCGGCGCUGCGGGCGCUGCAAGACUGUCUGCGGCAACAGGUCCGGCCGGUGAUCGCUUUCCAAGGCCCCCGAGGGUAUCUGAGGAUCCCAGGUCCUGGCUGGUCCUGCCUCUUCUCCUUCACAGUGUCCCAGUGUGGCCAGGAGGGCACUGGAGGUGGCUUGGACCUGGUGUGCCAACGCCUAGGCAGAUCUGGGCCUAACCGCCUCCACUGCCUGGGCACACUCAGGGAACGUCUCACCAUUUGGGCAGCCAUGGACUCUAUACCAGGCCCAUUGUCCAUUCACAGACAUCUGACUGAAGUUGUGAGGGAUCCUGGGAGUUGGCAGAACCGGGCCGACUAUUCUGAAGGUGACGGGGAUGCCAGGGCACAGCCAGAGGUGGCUGUCCAACAGGUGUCAGACGCAUUGACAAGCAAUGCCCAACAGCCACUCCCAGGAUCCUCUAGUGAACACAUGACACCGUGGGAAGUGAGGAACCAGACCCACCCUCCAAACAGAGAACUUGAUCAGGCACAGCCUUCCGCCAGCCAGAAACGUCUAGACAAGAAACGCCCAGCAUCUGAAGCCACCGAAGAAAUAGAAGAGAAGAGGCUCAGAGCUCUGCCUCUAUCUCCAGGUCUCCUACAAGGGGAUUUAGAAGAGGGAGGAGAUUGGGAGGAAGAAGAUAAAGAUGAAGACAUGGAUCCUAGGCUGCAACACAGUCCCUCAGGUGGAGCAGACUCUGAAUCCCCAAGCCCUGAAGAAGCACCAGAUUACCUUCUGCAAUACAGGGCCAUUAACAGUGCGGAGCAGCAACAGGCCUAUGAGCAGGAUUUUGAGACAGAUUAUGCUGAAUAUCGAAUCCUCCAUUCCCGUGUUGGCGCUGCAAGCCAAAGGUUCAUAGAGCUGGGAGCAGAGAUCAAAAGAGUUCAGCGAGGAACUCCAGAACACAAGGAGCUGGAAGAUAAGAUAGUCCAGGAAUAUAAAAAGUUCAAAAAGCGGUACCCAGGUUACAGGGAAGAGAAGCGUCGCUGUGAGUACCUGCAUCAGAAAUUGUCCCACAUUAAAAGUCUCAUCCUGGAGUUUGAAGAAAAGAAAAGGGGCAGCUGAAACUAUCCAAAGGAUUAGGCAAAGACCCUUUGCCCAAGAAUGUGGACAAAACAGCUUUCUUAUGCUAAACCCUUGAGUCCACUGGGGACAAGUAGAGAGCUGCAGUAGGUCCUUGAAGCUGGAUUUUUCAAGCGUCACUGUUUUUAGUUUUUAGGGUGUGGGCACAAUUCUGUGCCCUGGAGACUAGGGAAAGUAGCAGACCCUGUUAGUUCAGCCAGGGCAUUUCUAAAUCCUGAAAAAUGACACCAUUUCCGUGCAAGGUAUGUUUGAGGAAACAAAGCAAACUAAGUAAAUUUAGCAUCAAGCAGCUUUUCAACAUAAUGGUAACUUUUGGUAACAGAGCUAAAGUAACUUGUAACCCAGAGUAGAUAUAAAGGGAAACAGCUUGGGUUGACCUAUGAACUGAAAGUGUAUUCUUUUACAAACAUGGCUACUAAAUUAAAAGUGUUUUAUGUCUUUGA
This is a messenger RNA of Dipodomys spectabilis (banner-tailed kangaroo rat), 1737 nucleotides long. It is a transcript of the gene Ell3, whose product is annotated as elongation factor for RNA polymerase II 3. The transcript is spliced from 11 exons. Gene Ontology annotation, molecular function: cis-regulatory region sequence-specific DNA binding. The record is from RefSeq and is a predicted model, not a curated record. Gene Ontology annotation, biological process: positive regulation of transcription elongation by RNA polymerase II; transcription elongation by RNA polymerase II; snRNA transcription by RNA polymerase II. NCBI's taxonomy places the organism in Eukaryota, Metazoa, Chordata, Mammalia, Rodentia, Heteromyidae. The coding region runs from base 95 to 1276 and encodes 393 amino acids. Gene Ontology annotation, cellular component: transcription elongation factor complex.